UUUUUAGGGCGGGGAGCACUCUAACCAUCAAGUUCUGGUAGAGCAGGUUUUUGCAGGGUUAGUUAACAUUGAAACAACUUCACAGCCUACUUUUUUGCAUGUUCCUUUCCACUGGAGCUCUCACUCGUCUGAUCUAACGUGCCUUUAUCUUCACAACCACCAUGUUUCUGGCCCAAAAACUCAUAGGAGGGGUUCUGGAUGUUGUCAGCAAUAUUGACCCUGGGCAGUUUACUCCCUCUGCUCCACCUCCUGCCAGAAGCCCACUAGUACACAGUCAGGCUCAGCAGAAUGAGAAUGAAGAGGAAAGACAGUUUCGCAAAGUUUUCCUACAGCUCGCUGGAGAUGACAUGGAAGUGAGUGCCAAUGAGCUGAUGAACAUUCUCAACAAGAUUCUCACCAAACAUCACGACCUAAAGACUGAUGGUUUUUCGAUUGAGUCUUGCAGGAGCAUGGUGGCAGUGAUGGAUAGUGACAGCUCUGGAAAGUUGGGCUUUCAGGAGUUCAAGUACCUGUGGAACAAUAUCAAGAAGUGGCAGGGCAUCUAUAAAACGUAUGAUGCAGACCGUUCUGGGACGAUCGGGGCUGAUGAGUUGCCGGCUGCAUUCAGAGCAGCAGGGUUUCCUCUCAAUGACCAGCUCUUCCAGAUGAUCAUUCGCAGAUACAGUGAUGAAAGUGGCAACAUGGACUUUGACAACUACAUUGGGUGCCUCGUGCGACUGGACGCAAUGUGCCGUGCUUUUAAAACGCUUGACAAAGACAACAGCGGUUCUGUCAAAGUUAACAUUAAAGAGUGGCUGCAGCUGACUAUGUACUCCUAAAUCAAGAGUAAUGUACAUCUUCUCUGUUCAGUUCCAUGUUAUACUUUUUCACUAGUUCAUCAUAAGAAAAUGUCUCUCUGAUUUUACAGACUUUUUCGCUUCAUCAAAAAAAAAAAUCUUUUAUUGUUGCUUAAUUAGGCCUGAUAGCCCAAAUGUUGUCAUGUCAAUUUAGAUCAUGUAAAGUCUUGUCACUAGGGGGCACCUUUGUGUUUACAUAAUGCUUAACUCUAAAGGCUCCUACAGUUGGUUUUGUUGUUGAAUGACACCAUCUAACAGGAGUACAACUCUGUGCAACAAUGUUAUUUUGAGUUCAGCACAUCUCAGGACUACAUAAAGUUGAAUUUAAUUUGUUAAUUCAGUAAUCUUGUAAAUAUAUUAAGCCAUUCCCAGUGGAUAUUGGUAAACACUCCCAUUGCUUGUGGAUUGCAUAAAACCAAAAAAUGAAUUAAAAUUGUUUACAUUCCAUUAAAGCAAAAUUUGUGACUUUUUUGAGGCAUUUUGAGUGAAGUACUUCUUCUACACCUGUGUUCUGAGGAAGGCAAAGAUGAGAAGUCAUAAGAUGGGAUUGUAGUCAGAAAGUCUAUAUUGUUGGAGACAAAGCUGCAAAAAAGAUGAGUGUGGAUUCAGGUAUUUUCAUAUGGAAGAAAAAUAUAUGUCCACAUGUUUUCUCAUAUUAAAAAUCUACCAUCCCUUGUCUUUCAUUUUAUUUCCAAAAUGAUAACUUUACAGGAGAAGGAAAAACAUACUUAACCUGUAAUGGAAGUUAAUGUGAAAAAUUCCCAUGUAGUUUUGGACCGUUUCUAUUGGUCUGUUCAUCAUGACAUUUUAAUACAGUGUAAAACUGUGAAGUGGAGUUUUCAAAUAAAAAAAAGAGAAAAAUACAGAUACAGA
Molecule: messenger RNA, 1709 nt
Organism: Colossoma macropomum (tambaqui)
Lineage: Eukaryota; Metazoa; Chordata; Actinopteri; Characiformes; Serrasalmidae
Gene: capns1b
Product: calpain, small subunit 1 b
Exons: 11
Coding region: 162-818 (218 amino acids)
Molecular function (GO): calcium ion binding
Source: RefSeq, a predicted model, not a curated record